GUGACUUCUGUGAUGUGAACCACUGUCAGAAUGGGGGCACCUGCCUGACCGGGAUUAAUGAGACCCCCUUCUUCUGCAUCUGCCCCGACGGCUACGUUGGGAUUGACUGCAAUGAGACGGAGAAAGGCCCCUGCCACCCCAAUCCUUGCCACAACAACGGCGAGUGCCAGCUGGUCCCAAACCGGGGGGACGUCUUUACCGACUACAUCUGCAAGUGCCCUGCGGGGUAUGAUGGGGUGCACUGCCAGAACAACAAGAAUGAGUGCCACUCCCAGCCUUGCAAAAAUGGAGGCACCUGUCUGGACCUGGACAGCGACUACACCUGCAAGUGUCCUUCUCCAUUCUUGGGGAAGACCUGCCAUGUCCGCUGUGCCGUUCUCCUGGGCAUGGAAGGAGGAGCCAUCUCUGAUGCCCAGCUCUCUGCGUCCUCUGUCUAUUUCGGCUUCCUCGGCCUCCAGCGCUGGGGGCCAGAGCUUGCCCGCCUCAACAACCAUGGCAUCGUCAACGCCUGGACCUCCAGCAACUACGACAAGAGCCCCUGGAUCCAGGCCAACCUGCUGCGGAAGAUGCGGCUGAGCGGGAUCAUCACGCAAGGCGCUCGCCGCGUGGGCCAGCAGGAGUACGUCCGCGCCUACAAAGUCGCCUACAGCCUGGAUGGGCGCGAGUUCACCUUCUGCAAGGACGAGAAGCAGGAUGUGGACAAGAUUUUCCAGGGGAACAUGGACUACGGCACCAUGCAGACCAACAUGUUCAACCCUCCCAUCACCGCCCAGUUCAUCCGCAUCUAUCCCGUGAUGUGCCGCCGCGCCUGCACGCUGCGCUUUGAACUCAUCGGCUGCGAGAUGAAUGUGUAUUUCAACACGGCAGGUUGCUCGGAGCCUCUGGGCAUGAAAUCCCGCCUGAUCUCCGACCAGCAGAUCACAGCCUCCAGCGUCUUCAAGACCUGGGGCAUCGACGCCUUUACCUGGCACCCCCAUUACGCUCGCCUGGACAAGACGGGCAAAACCAACGCCUGGACGGCACUCCACAACGGCCAGUCCGAGUGGCUGGCGAUUGACCUCCGGGACCAGAAGAAGGUGACGGGCGUCAUCACGCAAGGAGCCCGUGACUUCGGGCACAUCCAGUACGUGGCAGCCUACAAGGUGGCCUACAGCGACAACGGCACGUCCUGGACCCUCUACCAGGAUAGCCAGACAAACACCACCAAGAUCUUCCAUGGUAACAGUGACAACUACUCACACAAGAAGAACGUGUUUGACGUGCCCUUCUACGCUCGCUUCGUCCGCAUCCUGCCCGUGGCCUGGCACAAUCGCAUCACCCUGCGCGUGGAGCUGCUGGGCUGCGAUGAGUAG
Messenger RNA from Phaethon lepturus (White-tailed tropicbird), 1352 nucleotides. RefSeq names its product lactadherin-like. Gene Ontology annotation, molecular function: calcium ion binding. The annotation marks the transcript as partial. The record is from RefSeq and is a predicted model, not a curated record. The transcript has 10 exons. NCBI's taxonomy places the organism in Eukaryota, Metazoa, Chordata, Aves, Phaethontiformes, Phaethontidae.